Molecule: messenger RNA, 3862 nt
Organism: Anolis carolinensis (green anole)
Lineage: Eukaryota; Metazoa; Chordata; Lepidosauria; Squamata; Anolidae
Gene: fbxl18
Product: F-box and leucine rich repeat protein 18
Exons: 5
Coding region: 129-2273 (714 amino acids)
Biological process (GO): SCF-dependent proteasomal ubiquitin-dependent protein catabolic process
Cellular component (GO): SCF ubiquitin ligase complex
Molecular function (GO): protein binding
Source: RefSeq, a predicted model, not a curated record
GCUCACGAAAGCGCCGGAAGUGGUGCUUGCUUGGACCGGCUGGGAGGAAGCUGUGCGAGAGGAGACGGAGAGAGACGGAGAUCCGCGCCGAGGGCGGCUGUCGGCGGCGGAGAGGCUUCGCGAAGGCCAUGGCCUGCUCCGGAGAGGAAGUGACAGAUGAGGAGAGCGGGGAGGAGAGCAAUAGUAUGAACCUAAUGGAGUUCUCAGAUGAGAUCCUCUUGCACAUCCUGAGAUACAUUCCGGUCUCGGAUCUGGUCCUGAAUGUCCAGAGGGUCUGCCGGAAACUUUCUGUCCUCAGCCUUGACAAAAGCCUCACCCACACAGUCAUCCUACAUAAGAACUAUCAGGUGGACAAAGGCAAAGUGAAGCAGCUCAUAAGAGAAAUUGGCAUAGAGAUUCAUGAGCUGAACAUGGCUGGCUGCUAUUGGGUGCCGGGAAUCACAAUUGACCAGGUGACGCGCUGCAAAAACCUGAUGAAGCUGAACUUGUCUGGCUGCCACCUCACCUCCCUUCGCCUCUCCAAGAUGCUUUCCGCCUUGCAGCACCUCCGCUCUCUGGCAAUCGAUGUGAACCCAGGUUUUGAUGCCUCCCACUUGAGUAGUGAAUGCAAAGCUACACUGAGUCGAGUGCUGGAGCUGAAGCAGACACUCUACACUCCCUCAUAUGGAGUGGUGCCAUGUUGUACCAGCCUCGAAAAGCUCCUCCUGUACUUUGAGAUCCUUGACAGGUCGCGAGAGGGUUUAAUAAUCUCUGGACAGUUGAUGGUGGGUGAGAGCAAUGUGCCCCACUACCAAAAUCUCCGGGUCUUCUAUGCUAGGUUGGCUCCUGGACCGGUCAACCAGGAGGUGGUGAGGCUAUACUUGGCGGUGCUGAGUGACCGGACUCCGGAGAAACUCCAUGCCUUUCUCAUUUCUGCUCCUGGUGGUUUUGCACAGAGCUGUGCUGUGAAAAACCUUUUAGACUCCAUGGCUCGGAACGUGACACUAGAUACCUUACAGCUCCCCCGUUCUUGGAUGAACGGCUCCAGCCUCCUCCAGCUAUUGAAGUUCAGCAACCCCGUCUAUUUCAGUUUCAGUCGCUGCAGCUUAUCUGGCAGCCAGCUGGUCCAAAGGGUCCUGAAUGGCGGGAAAGACCUCCGCAGCUUGGUCAGUUUGAACCUGAGCGGCUGUGUCCACUGCCUGUCUCCAGACUCCCUCCUGCGCAAGGCGGAAGACGAUAUUGACAGCAGCAUUGUGGAGACGCUGGUUGCAUCCUGCUGCCACUUGAAGCACCUGAACCUCUCAGCUGCCCACCACCACAGCUCAGAAGGCAUGGGCAAACAUUUGUGCCAGCUUCUUGGCCACCUCAAAGGCCUCCUGUCUUUGGCCUUGCCUGUUUGUGCCGUUGCCGAUGUUUCCAUCACAACUACUGACAAGCCUACAGUGCAGCCGGUGGCGAAUGUGGCCUCCCAAGGUUUUGGCAAGAAAGUCCGGAUUGGGGUCCAGACCUAUUCCAGGAACUGCCUUGAGCAGGGAAAUUCCAAGCCCCCCUCCUCUGUAUUUUGGACUCUGCUGGAAAGCCUGCCUUUUCUGGAGAAGCUGGAGUUGAUUGGUUCCAGUUUCUCCUCGGCCAUGCCGAGGAAUGAGCCGGCCAUCCGGAACUCCCUGCCUCCCUGUAGCCGGGCGCAGCUUGUGGGGGAUGCAGAGAUGGCUGCCAUUGGCCAGCUGGCCUUCCUGCAGAGCCUCACUUUGGCCCAGCUGCCCAAUGUUCUCACCGGCUCCGGGCUGAUUAGCAUUGGGGUCCAAUGCCAACGCCUGCGGACUCUCUCACUGGCCAACAUCGGCCUUAUGGGGAAAGUGAUGUACAUAUCAGCCCUCAUGGACAUGCUGAAGCAGUGCAAGUGCUUGCAAGAUCUCAGGCUGGAGCAGCCGUACUUCAGUGCCAACGCUCAGUUCUUCCAAGCCUUGAGCCACUGCUCUUCGCUGCAGCGCCUUUGCAUCAUCUCCCGGAGCGGGACUUUGCAGUCGGAUGCCGUGAUGUCAUUCAUGGCCAGCUGCCUCGAGGUCAUCAUGUGCCACAUGUUUACGGGAGAAUCGCUCACAGUUUGCAGAAACCUCCAACACUCCUUGAUACGGAGUUUUCAGGCUGACAGACCCGCCCUGAAUGUCGUAGUCUUUCCUCUCCUCCACGAGGACCUGACCGACGUCAUCCGAGACGUCCCCAUGAUGCACUUGGACGAGAUCACCUUGUUCAAAAGCCGGGUGGCCGAGGAGCCUCCGAACCUGUGGUGGUGAUGGCCAAGGAGCCGGACGUUUGUCACCGACGCAAGCACGCAGCCGCUUCUCCUCGGCCGGGAUCCCCGUUCUUGAGUCUUGCUGCCAUGUUGUUUGAAUGCUGUGGUCAUUUCAGUGCUGCCGGACAGACUUACAGAUCCCUCGGAGGGCAAAAACAUACCCUUGGAAGGGGGAAAAAACACUAAAAUUUAUUUAUUUAUGUCCCUGUUUCCGACGAACUCAGCUUGGGUUUGCGGUUGGAAAAAGAUUGGAGCCUUUUGUUUUGCUAUUUAAUAAUAUAAAUUCUGCUCUAAUUGGAAUAACGGCUAAAAGGCAAGCGGGAUUUGACUUGAAAGAAUGUACUCCCUUUUCCCUUGCUUCCCCUAUCGUUGCCUGUUUUUGGACUCACCUGUUAUGUAUAUAUACAUAUAUUUUGGUGCAUCAAUGAUUUAUUUUUUUUCUUAGUGUCUUAAGGGGCUUAAAUGCAAAGGGAUUCUGUGUCAGUGGUUUCUUUAGGAGACUCAAAUGCUCUUGAGCCUUAACUGCCAAGCCCGGCUAAUCUGUUGGCAUUUCCCAAUGAGACAUGCCAUGCCUGGUGUUAACUUGCUUUUCAGUUUUGUUAGUCCUGUGGAUGUGAAGAGAAUCUCACCCUGUUAAGCCUGGGAUAUUCUUGGGAAAAGUUUCCUUUCUUGGCAGGGGAUUCUGGGAGUUGUAGUCCCCAUAGCAUCAUUUCCAAGCUUUGAUUUCUGGGUUAGCAUUAGAACGAUCCACUAAGGGUUCUCUAGGAGAUUCCUGAGUGGUAUUAAGUUCCUUAAAGGUGACUGCAUUCUUAGAAGGAUGAAUGGACACUGCAGGCUUCAGCCCCAUAGACAUGAUGAGAAUAAGGUUUCUCUGCCUUUCCAGACUUUACUUUUCAUUCCGAGCUCCAGGACAUCCUCCUUCGCAAAUCCCACUGCAAUGAAGGUCUGUGUUUUUGCAUGCAAGGCCUAUUUGUUGUGGAGGAGAACUUCUUUAACAAUUCCCUGGCAUGUCUCAGGUUGUGCCCUGUGAUUGGAUGCCAACCCAGAGUGAUUCAGGCCCUAUAGAAAAGUAUUUUUUAAUUGGAAGGAGGACCUGAUUUGAUGUAAAGGUUCGGUCCUCAGAUUUUGGCUUUACCCAUAAUCAUUUCUUGCUGAGUCUUUUGGAAAGGUCCGAAGCGGUGUACAGUUUGGCCUUGGACUGGCACAGUUUUUACCGGCACUGUGCCGGACACUUUCUUUGAGCCAUUUGCCAUCUGGAUAACCUUCCAGUAUUGCUUUACAAACCCAUCCUUUGUGGACUUGUAAUAAAAUACUUUGCUUUCUGUGUCCCUUUUGCUGCGCAGGUGGCACGCGGCAAGGCUCGGAGCUUCUCCUCAUUGUGACCGGGAAGGAGAGAAGCAGCCACCGGUCGGUUGGUCGCUCUUCUCUGGUUUUUCUCGGUGGUUUGCUUCCGCUGUUUUGUGCUUGAAGUCAUGGGCCAGCUUGGGUAUCUGUAACCAUGUGUGUGUUCAAAUGUGAUGAUGAUUAUCUGUAUGAAUUGCAUUUACAGUGGAUUUCGCUGUCGAGAAAGUAUAUAAACACUUCUCUAUA